Molecule: messenger RNA, 906 nt
Organism: Knipowitschia caucasica
Lineage: Eukaryota; Metazoa; Chordata; Actinopteri; Gobiiformes; Gobiidae
Source: the annotation of a GenBank genome assembly
AUGCCGAGCAAUAUGGACACAGCCAUAGACUCUGGCCCUGGCCCUCUCACUGAGCUGGAGCACACAGGUGAGAGGGUCAUAGACUCUGGCCCUAACCCUCUCUCUGAGCUGGAGCACACAGGUGAGAGGGUCAUAGACUCUGGCCCUAACCCUCUCUCUGAGCUGGAGCACACGGGUGAGAGGGUCAUAGACUCUGGCCCUAACCCUCUCUCUGAGCUGGAGCACACGGGUGAGAGGGUCAUAGACUCUGGCCCUAACCCUCUCUCUGAGCUGGAGCACACGGGUGAGAGGGUCAUAGACUCUGGCCCUAACCCUCUCUCUGAGCUGGAGCACACAGGUGAGAGGGGUAUAGACUCUGGCCCUAACCCUCUCUCUGAGCUGGAGCACACAGGUGAGAGGGUCAUAGACUCUGGCCCUAACCCUCUCCCUGAGCUGGAGCACACAGGUGAGAGGGGUAUAGACUCUGGCCCUAACCCUCUCUCUGAGCUGGAGCACACAGGUGAGAGGGUCAUAGACUCUGGCCCUAACCCUCUCUCUGAGCUGGAGCACACGGGUGAGAGGGUCAUAGACUCUGGCCCUAACCCUCUCCCUGAGCUGGAGCACACGGGUGAGAGGGUCAUAGACUCUGGCCCUAACCCUCUCCCUGAGCUGGAGCACACAGGUGAGAGGGGUAUAGACUCUGGCCCUAACCCUCUCCCUGAGCUGGAGCACACAGGUGAGAGGGGUAUAGACUCUGGCCCCAACCCUCUCUCUGAGCUGGAGCACACGGGUGAGACGACUGUUUGCAGCAGAUUCCAUCAGCGCCUCCACUUUCUGCACAGGCUCAGACUCUUGGGUGUGUCAAAGACCAUCAUUGAAUCGCUGGGAGGUACGGGAUUAGCAGCUGGUUUGGGAAUCUUCUCAUAA